AUGGAUAUUAUCGAAGAGUCUAGUCAAGAUACCAUACUGGACAGUCAGGUUUCCCAAGACCUGUUUGCAGAUGUGGUGCCAAAUUAUGACAACCACGCCCAGGUUAACCCUUCAGAUAUCAAGGAAAUUUUGAAAGAGUUAAGAAACCUGCGCGCAGAGGUUGAGGAGCUGAAAUCGUUGAUGAAGCAACCAAACCAGACUUUCCAGAUGUCUGCCUGCUCAUUCAAAGACACACUUCAUCACUUCCUCAGAAACCUCUUUACCAAAACUUUGUGGCUAAAGGUGAAAGAUGAGGAAUUUCAGGCGGAAGUGAAGAAAUGUUUGGCAAAUGAGGGGUUUGGCACUGACAGCAGCGCAUUUAGAAAGGUCUGCUCCUUCUCCUAUGUCAAAUUUACUGAAUUCAGGAGCCAGUUGAAAAGAAGUCUGACAAUGAAAACCAGAAAAACUGACCUGCGUGGCCUAAAUCUUAAUGAAUUUUGCAGAGCCAUCUUUGAGCCUUUCUGCAGGGCAGGGGAAAAUGUCUGUUCCCAAGAAAGGAGGAACAAUGCCCUACUCAUUAGAACUUUCAUGUAUCGCCAAAAAGAAUUCACUCUAGACGCUGCCCAAAUGCCGACCAGUGCCCUUUCUUGGGAAGAUUUUAAAGCAUUUCAUGACACUCAUGACAGCCAGGGAAAUUCAGAGAGGCGUCAGAAAAUGGAGGAAAACGAUGGCAAGAGGAGGAGCAGAUUUUUGAGUGCUCGAGAAGCAACCCAGUCCGAGAAGUAAAGUUUGAGCAUGGACUAGCUGAGCUGUCUAUCAAUCAGAAUAUUGAUGUCAUUUUAAAUUGUACACAAAUAAAUACAGAAUUGAU
Magallana angulata is the source of this 850-nucleotide messenger RNA. RefSeq lists its product as uncharacterized. The record is from RefSeq and is a predicted model, not a curated record. Bases 1 to 765 code for a protein of 254 amino acids. Lineage: Eukaryota; Metazoa; Mollusca; Bivalvia; Ostreida; Ostreidae. The transcript is spliced from 8 exons.